Leguminivora glycinivorella is the source of this 899-nucleotide messenger RNA. RefSeq lists its product as uncharacterized. Lineage: Eukaryota; Metazoa; Arthropoda; Insecta; Lepidoptera; Tortricidae. The transcript is spliced from 3 exons. The coding region runs from base 171 to 479 and encodes 102 amino acids. The record is from RefSeq and is a predicted model, not a curated record.
UGUCACAAAUCAAACAUAAGGUUGCCUUUUGUAAUGUCAUAUCAAAAAUUGACAUUGAGCUCGACCCUGCUAAGCCAUGGCUAUAAUUUAAAUACUGUACGUCCGGCAAAAUUAGGCCAAAUAACAACAUAAAAGGGAAAACAGUUGACAAUCAUCGUGUAGUCGAAAAAAUGGCCAACGCGGGUACGUGUGUCGCUGCUUUAUGUUUAGUUAUGGUCGUCGUUCAAAGCGCACGGAUACGAAGAAGCGAAUAUUUGUUCGACUACCUUGAUGACGCGAGUAUCGCCGGCGAUCACAUUAUAGGCUUUGUGGGCGACGACUGCAGUGACGAUGACAGCAGUGAAAGUGUGGAGCUGGGCUACGUCAUCAUCAACAAGCGAGAAGCGCCCGAGGAGCCACAUGCGCGUAGCUCUCCGUCUGAGGUAGCAAGUGACACCGCACUACCGCUGCCUAACACCAACAACGCUGUUUUUGUGUAGAAGGCUGAUUGGACUGGCAGAGAGACGGUCGAACGAAUUCACCAAAAACAUCAUGCACAGUUAAGCACGAAAAAUAAAAAUAAAUACGUUUGGGUCAGAUACCAGUGUUGUUGAGAACUUUUGGUUGUGCCAGAUAACGUUGUUGGUAAAUUCGAUGUAUUCCUUAUUUACCUAAUACAACUUAGAAAACGUUAGUGGUCAGACUAUUGACCACCGUUUAAAAGAAUGCCCAAAAUUUACCAAUAGUCGUAUCCACCAUGAAAGAACCUGUGAUUUUUUGAAACUGAACCUAUAUGAAAUAUCAAGCGUCAUUACAAAAUAAUCAUCAACAGAAUCGUUCACAAAACAUAUCAAAGAAAAUAUCAAUAGUCUAAAUAAGUUGUUUUAUUUUAUAGGUAGAUUUAGUUUAGUUAUAGUUUA